AUGGCUACGAAGAGGGACAAGAUUCUGGCAGUGUUUGACUUCGAUGACACCCUCAUAGACUGCGAGAGCGACGUCUGGAUAGUAAAGCUAUGUACAGGCGGAAGGGCUCCCGACUGGAUGUGGGAGAAACGGCGCAAGAGGCACUACAUGGAGUUUUUGGAACACUUCCUGCAGUAUUUACACGACAAUGGGGUAACCCCCAUGGACAUCCUCGACUUCAUGGCUUCAGUUCCUUACACAGAAGGGAUGGAAGCUGCACUGAAGCUCAUCGGAAAGAACAGUAACAAGUUUGACUGUAUGGUUGUGUCAGGUGCGAACGUCAUGUUUAUAGAAGCUACCCUCAAGGCGCAUAAUGUGGAACAAGCUGUCAAUAAGAUAUACAGUAAUCAUGGACGUGUUGACGACGAAGGGAGAAUGCACGUCUGGGCGUAUCAUAAACAUCAGUGCACCAUCUGUACCGCAGACAUAUGCAAGGGGGCUCUGUUGUCCGAGUACGUAAAAGAACAAGCACAGAAAGGCGUGACGUACACGAAAGUUGUGUACGUUGGUGAUGGCGUCAACGAUUUAUGCCCUUGUAAAGGUCUGGGACCGUCCGAUGUAGUGAUGCCCAGAAAGGGAUAUAAACUCAUAGAGAAGAUAGAAGAAACUACUCCUCAGAACAUAAGCUGA
Molecule: messenger RNA, 669 nt
Organism: Branchiostoma floridae (Florida lancelet)
Lineage: Eukaryota; Metazoa; Chordata; Leptocardii; Amphioxiformes; Branchiostomatidae
Product: pyridoxal phosphate phosphatase PHOSPHO2-like
Exons: 1
Coding region: 1-669 (222 amino acids)
Molecular function (GO): phosphatase activity
Source: RefSeq, a predicted model, not a curated record